Molecule: messenger RNA, 1959 nt
Organism: Saccharomycopsis crataegensis
Lineage: Eukaryota; Fungi; Ascomycota; Saccharomycetes; Ascoideales; Saccharomycopsidaceae
Exons: 1
Coding region: 1-1959 (652 amino acids)
Source: RefSeq, a predicted model, not a curated record
AUGGGCCUAGGAAAUCAAUUGAUGGUUUGGGCCACAGAGCAGGAUAAAAGAAGAUCAGCACCAUCCAGCCGUAGUGGUUAUGACACCGAACAAGAUAAUGAUACAACGUGUGCUCUGUUCAGAUCAAAAAGAUACGCUUCGGGGCUAAUACCAGGCGACGAUAAUUCAGCCAUCGGAUCAUUCGAUGGGGCUCUGCUGCUGCUGCUGGAAAACUCACACCACGGAAUGUUUGAGACAUCCUCAGAAAAAAUCAACAUCCUUAAUAACAACCGCAAAAAUUUCGAUCUGAUAUCAGAAAUCGGAGUGGAUAUCGACAAUUUAAUGGAAGCCUACAAAGACGAGAACAAUAUAGCCUCAGGAAAUUCUGACGGUGAAGACGAUUUCCUAAUGAAAGAUCAUCGUCGCCUUCCCAAGAGACGGAAAAGUAUCGACACCGUGGUAACCACCGGUUUUUUCCAUGACAAGUUCAUUGAAAAGACAGCGUCUGCUGGCGAAAAAUCUGAGCUAUUCAAUCGCCAAAACUUGCAGUUUCCAGAAUUUGGAAAAAUGUUAGAUGAAUUAUACGCGUUCUUCGAAAAUUCUAAUUAUAUCAACACUUCCUCCGACAAGACUAUUCACCUUCAAAGUUUCGUUCUUGGGAUGGCUGUCACAAUCGUUGGAUUUUUUCUCAAACCUUUAAUAGUAUCGUGGGUUGGCUGGUUCUUAUAUGUUACCUACCAACUCUUCAAACAUGUGGCAUUCUGGCUGACCGUGGCUGGGGUAGCCUAUCUUGGGUACAAGGCCUUUAUUGUUAUAAAUAAACUCAAUAGCGACACCAAAACCAACAGCUCAGCCGUGAAGUUUGCUUCCUCGAAUACUAGACAGGGUCAUUCUCCAAGUUCUAUUGGUAAUGAUAAAGCUCAUCCAAUUGGGAAAAUACCUUCACCUUCAAACAAACACCGUCCAUCCCCUAAACCGAUGUUUACUGCAGUUUUGAGAAAUACCCAAGAUAUUCAGCAGACAAAAACAGAAGCUCCAAAAAAGAGGGAUCUCAACGUAACCGCCAAUGAAUUGAGACUUCUUAGGGAGUUAGUAACCGCAAAAAAAGGUGGCCAAUCAUUAUCCAAUACCACUGAAUCAAUGAGAAUGUCUGCACCAAAUGGGGCCCGCCGUCCACCAGAUAGUAUGAAAAUUUCCCAACAAUCAAGACAACAAACACUGACGGGAAACAUAUUGAAAAAAGAAGGGUACGAUGAGAACCACUGUGAAGCUCUAUCAUCGAGGCCUUCAUCGAGGCCUUCAUCUCGAUCUAGAUCGCCUCGCAGGCUGCUAAACAAAGAAAGACUUUAUGAUUAUGCUGAUUCUGUAACGGAAACUUGCACUAUCGAUCAACUGAGUACUAACGCUAAAUUCCUAUUGUUGCAAUCGCCAUUUUCCACCACAAAAUCACCUUUGAGAAAAGCCCCAAACUCAAGGACUCGAAGCUCUAGUCCAGUGAGAAAUAUCAUGCCUAGUAAUGGCAGAAGUGUCAGCCCAAUGAAAAACACCAGAUCUGGUACCGAUAGAAGUGCCAGUCCAAUGAGAAAGUUGCCUGUGCCACAUCAUGCAGAGGCAAAAUCGCGACAAGACUCGGUGAUUGACAUGAAUUCAUUUAACGACGAUACUGAUAGCGUUAUCAGCAGGUCGCCCAGCAACAUAACUGGUAAAUCUUACACAUCAUCUAAGUACACUGAUAACACCAAUCUCAGUACUGACAACUUCUUUAUCAAUAACAAUAAUUCGCCUUCCAGGAAUAAUGAUUUUUCGGACACUGCGUCCGUGACAACCAGAGGCUCUAACUUUUCCAGGUAUUCUGGGAUCACCAAUUUGUCCAGUGAAUCAGCAGAAAGUGGCUAUUCCAGGGCUAAUACGAUUUUAGGCUCCAAGGGGAAUUACAAUAAGUUUGUGAGAAAUGCUACUACUGGCCCUAGAGUUGCUUGA